Molecule: messenger RNA, 717 nt
Organism: Paramecium sonneborni
Lineage: Eukaryota; Ciliophora; Oligohymenophorea; Peniculida; Parameciidae
Source: the annotation of a GenBank genome assembly
AUGAAGCACAGAUAUUAAAAUGAGAAUUGUUAAAAUAUUCUUUAAACACAUCGAUCAGAAAGAUCCAGCAGCUCUAAUAUCUUUUAAGAUUUAACUAAUAAUAGUAUUUUCUUAAGAUAAAAAAAAGAAGCUCAAUUAUUAUUUACCAAAAAAUCUACUAAAGGCAAUAAAAUAACUAAAAAUGAUGAAUAUUUAUUAAAUGUCAAUGAUAUUCAAUCAUAAUCUAGUAGAUUGUACAAACAAAAAAAAAUAUAAUAACUAAAAAUUUAGUUAUAAAGUUUAAAAUAGAAUUAUGAUAAAUAAUCAUAAUAAUAGUUUAAUCUAUAAAAAACGAUUGACAACACAAUUAAAAAGUUAUUGGAACUCAAAUCUUAAAUUAAUAUAAAUCUUAUUGAGGAACCAUGGUAAGAAAUAAUAAAAAUGGAAAAAGAUAUAUAUGGUAAUGAAGAGAAUAUAAUUAAAUUAAUGCCUCUUCAAAAUUUCAAUGAAGUAAUAUCAGGCCAUUAAUUGACCAUUCUAGAAUUGUUAUAUUAAUAGCAAAAUUUGCAACAAUAAAAUUAUUGGAUAGCAUAAAUGAAAUUAUUACAUGAAACAUUUAUCUAGAAAAACUUAACUAUAGGAUAAAUUCUCAAACCUAAAGAGAUCCCAGAUAAUUUAGAAAAAUCAAUCGAGAUCUCAUAUGAAGAAAUUACUUAAUCAUUUGGUAAAAAAUGCUGA